CAAUUUGAUUCGAUAGCGGACGAUGUUUCCGAUGAAUUUAAUAUAAAUAUAGAUUUAAGUAUUUUGAAUAAUACUCAAGCUAACAGCUCAUUUUACGACAAUAAUUUUAUGUAAAAUGAGAUAAAUAUACUGUAUUUAGUUCCGCGGCAUUUUUAAAUUCUUAAAACUCCUCAAAUUAAAUGUUGAAAAAUGUCUAACCUCAACUGACUGGAUUGUUCAAUUGAAGAAACAUGUUUCGUGCGGCGAUAAAUAAAAGACUGAUUUGUGCUGCGUUUUUUCCGUUCAGUUCCUCGAACGGGAAUUCGGAUAUAUCCACCUUACAGAUUUACUAUGACAAGACGAAGGACUUCCUGAUAAAAGAAAACGGAAGUCUGACAAAUGAGGCACAAUCUGUGGUGAACACAACAGUGGCUGGAGUUGGAAUAGGAUUUGCCUUAGGGGGAUUGUCUAAGGCAAAAAGUUUCCCAGCUGCUCACAAAGCAGCGAACCAAGCAACUCUGUACAAUCACAAAUUCGAUGCAGCAAAAGAAAUGAGUAAUAAAAUGGCUCUGCAAGUUAUAAAGGGUGGUCUUCCAUAUGGCUUGAAGCUUGGCUUCUUCUGUUUCAUGUUCUCAGGCAUAUCUACAUUCUUGUAUGCGUAUAGAGGGACAUUUGAUGUACUUAAUGGUACACUUAGUGGAGCUAUAACAGGAGCUAUAUAUAAGAUAAACAUGGGAUUGAAGGGAUCGAUCGCAGGUUGCGUUGUAGGCUCGAUGUUAGGUUGCUUAUAUGGCACCGUCACGUCUAUCAUAUUAUACGUAACCGGUGUGGAUAUGCAGGAUCUGUACGAAUCCAGCGGGAAAUUCAUGGCAGCAAGACGAGAGAAAAUAAGACAGAAUUCGAUAGAGUUUAGAAAAGAGGAAGACUCGCAAUUGAGGGCAUGGUACGAGCAGAAUAAAAAGUUACAAUCGGAGGAAGUAAAGCAAGAAGCGAAAGCUUGAGACACUCCGAGUUCAACGACAAACUGAUAUGUUUUUCAACAUAAUUUGUCUAUUAAUUCGCGUGACUACCCUGUAAUUACCACGUAACACGUUGUGUAAUAAUGUUUGUACAGACACUAGGCGCAUACAAUAAGAGUCAUUGUAUAUUUAUCUAGAUAUUUAACUUGAAUAAAUAGAAACAUCAUCCUGUAA
Molecule: messenger RNA, 1172 nt
Organism: Ceratina calcarata
Lineage: Eukaryota; Metazoa; Arthropoda; Insecta; Hymenoptera; Apidae
Gene: 140up
Product: RPII140-upstream gene protein
Exons: 4
Coding region: 231-980 (249 amino acids)
Biological process (GO): mitochondrial respiratory chain complex I assembly
Cellular component (GO): mitochondrion
Source: RefSeq, a predicted model, not a curated record